UCUGGCGCUCCGCAACCUCCGUGUGCGGCAGCGGGGGCUGGCGGCCUCGGGCCCUGCUCGGCCCCCUCCUCCAGCCCCAUGCCUCAGCCCUAACCCCGCCGCCCUCCCCCGCGGGGGGCCUUUCCCCGUGCCCCCUGCCCACCCCGUCCGAGUCAGGCGCCAUGAACGACCAGUACCACCGGGCGGCCCGGGACGGCUACCUGGAGCUCCUCAAAGAGGCCACCAGGAAGGAGCUGAACGCCCCCGACGAGGACGGCAUGACUCCCACCCUCUGGGCUGCCUACCACGGCAACCUGGAGUCGCUGCGGCUCAUCGUGAGCCGGGGGGGUGACCCAGACAAGUGUGACAUCUGGGGCAACACGCCCCUGCACCUGGCAGCUUCCAACGGCCACCUGCACUGCCUGUCCUUCCUGGUGUCCUUCGGGGCCAACAUCUGGUGCCUGGACAACGACUACCACACGCCGCUGGACAUGGCCGCGAUGAAGGGCCACAUGGAGUGCGUGCGCUACCUGGACUCCAUCGCCGCCAAGCAGAGCAGCUUCAACCCCAAGCUGGUGGGCAAGCUGAAGGACAAGGCCUUCCGCGAGGCCGAGCGGCGCAUCCGCGAGUGCGCCAAGAUGCAGCGCAAGCACCACGAGCGCAUGGAGCGGCGCUACCGCCGCGAGCGGGCCGAGCGCUCCGACGCGCUCAGCUUCUCCAGCCUCACGUCCAGCACCCUGAGCCGCCGGCUGCAGCACCUGGCGCUGGGCAGCCAGCUGCCCUACUCGCAGGCCACGCUGCACGGCACGGCCAGGGGCAAGGGCAAGAUCCAGCGGAAGCUGGAGCGGCGCAAGCAGGGCGGCGAGGGCACCUUCAAGAUCUCCGAGGACGGCCGCAAGAGCGUGCGCUCGCUCUCGGGCCUGCAGCUGGGCAGCGACGUGAUGUUCGUGCGCCAGGGCACCUACGCCAACCCCAAGGAGUGGGGCCGCUCCCCGCUCCGGGACAUGUUCCUCUCGGAUGAGGACAGCGUCUCCCGUGCCACGCUGGCGGCCGAGCCUGCCCACUCGGAGGUCAGCACCGACUCAGGCCACGACUCCCUGUUUACCCGCCCGGGCCUGGGCACCAUGGUGUUCCGCAGGAACUACCUGAGCAGCGGGCUGCACGGGCUGGGCCGCGAGGACGCCGAGGGCGCCCCGCGAGGCCGGCUGCAGAGCUCCCCCAGCCUGGACGACGACAGCCUGGGCAGUGCCAACAGCCUGCAGGACCGCAGCUGCGGGGAGGAGCUGCCCUGGGACGAGCUGGACUUGGGCCUGGAUGAGGACCUGGAGCCCGAGACCAGCCCCCUGGAGACCUUCCUGGCCUCCCUGCACAUGGAGGACUUCACCUCCCUCUUACGGCAGGAGAAGAUCGACCUGGAGGCCCUGAUGCUGUGCUCCGACCUUGACCUCCGCAGCAUCAGCGUCCCCCUGGGGCCCCGCAAGAAGAUUCUGGGGGCCGUGAGGAGGAGGAGGCAGGCGCUGGAGCGCCCACCAGCCCUGGAGGACACGGAGUUAUAACAGAGGGCUCCUCUCUCCAAACCAAAAUGAAUUGCAUGUUGCCACAACCCACCGUGGGACCAUGAGGUCCUCACAGUUGCCAGCCCUGAAGCCCCCCGGCCCCUCCCCAGGAGCAAAGACCAUGUGGAUCAUCUUUGAAAGCCUGUCCACACUCCACAUGCAGGUGUAGCCUGGAGGUACCAGCAAGGGGUCCUGAAGCCCUUGAGCCACACCCAUCCGAAUGCCCCUAAAGGACAUGUGGAUUCUUGGGACACCAGCCCCAGAGGAAGGGCAGGGAACCCCUGGGGCCCCAGGGAAUAGAUGACAUGCCCAUUAGAGCUGAAUGGGAGUGUGGGGGGUGGGCAUGGCCUGUUCCAAGGGCCAUUGUCUCUCCCCACACUCUCCUCCAAGCAUCCUGUUGUUGUGCUCAGGCUGGAGACUUGCUCAUAUCCUACAUAUUUGUGAAGGGAAGAGUUUGGGCUGCCUCCCCUCCCCCCAUACACCUUAGAGAGGAGGUUCCUAGCUAGACUCUUCAGCCAAAUGCUCUGACUGUAGGUAGUCCCCACCCCCAUCCCAAGCACAGCCAGCCCCCAUCCCCGUGUCCUUCCCCUACUGGACAUGCUGGGGAGUUGGGGUGCCAGGCCGGGGUGAGGGGGCGGUGAAUGGCCCCCUUACCAGUUCACCUUGUGGCAGGGCCCAGCCUGACUCUGCUCUCCUCACUCUGCCCUCGUCCACCCUGCCUCCACCCUGGUCCCUCCAUGGACCCCAGAGGGUCAGGGCAAUAGAUGUAAGGUGCUAGAGCAAUGAGCUGCAGUAUUAGGGCCCUUGGCCUGGUGGGCGUGCUCUGGGGUAGAGAAAAGGCAGCUGCCAACUGCCUCAGUGGCUGCCAGCCCAGAGACAGGCGGAGACUGGGCAUGGCUGGGUGUCUAGCCUCUUCUGGGCCAGUCCUGUGAUAUGGACAGUGGAAGAGCCUGAGGAUGUCGAUUAUCUAAGCUCCCCGGGUCUCUGUGCAUGUUUGUGUGUUGAGGGCUGCUGGAUGGAUUUGCCUCCGGGUCUGGAGGCAGAGGGGCAGCUGCAUGGUUCUGCGUGGGUAGUUGGUCAUUGAGAGCUCAGCAUGUGUCCCUGCUCUGUGAUGACACCAGUGAGACCAGGAGAAAGGCCAGCCCCAGGUGGUCCUCAGACAUGUGUCCUCAGUUUUCCAGUUGGACUGAGGUCACAGAUGUGGGGGAGAGACUCAGGGGCCCCCUUACAUGUGUGGGCACACACACCCUCCUCCUCUGUCAGCAAUGAGCCUCCAUCCCUGACCCUCAGCUUGGGAAGCAGCUCCCAUGGGAGCACUGCCACAGCCCCCACCUCUUUCCUGGACCCCCUUGGCCGGGUCAGGAGACAAGAAAACCCCCAGAGAAUGCCACAGGCCUCCAUCUGGCGUGUCUGUGUGUGCGUCCAGAGCGGGGGCCACAGUGGAGGUGGUUUCUGUUUCCACACUGCAGGCUUGGCUGCCUGCCACUGCCACCCUGAGCCCACCCCAGUCCUUUUCCCUGUUCUCUGGGCCUGGGCCUGGGGCCACCCCCAAGUGCCGACUCGACUCUCUCAGAGCCCAGGUGCUGCCCUUUCUCUUCUGUUCUCUGUCUGUGUCCUGCCUCAGCCUCCUCCCCAUUCUCCCAGUGCCGGAGUGGGGCAGGCUCUGGGAUUCCCACUGCUGUACGAAGUACACCUCCCACAGGCUCAUUAUAACUUUUGUAGAAAAUGUUCUGUAUCACAGUCGCGCCUGCGUCUCAUCCUUUAAUCACUUGAGGGUGGAAGAGGGAGAAGGUCUUUCUGUACCUAAAAGGACUUGGUCCUCGUGGCCCCCCUGGAGGGGGUCACGGGACGGAUGGGUGAGCAUUCCGUCCUUGUGUAUCCCUGCAUAGCCUUCCCUCAUCCCUGGGCCUUCAUCCUGCUCUCUCUGGGCCCAGAAUUUGGAGCUGAUGGAGAGAGAAUGUCCAAAAGAACCGGGGAAGGAGAGCCAGAAGCUGAGUGAGGAGGAUGGUCCAGGCCCCAGCCCUGUCCCCAGAUCCUGCAGCUGCUGAGGGCACGAGGACACUUUCUCCCUUCCCAGCAGGGCCCGCCUGGCCUUCUCCAGAUGGGCAGACGCUGUACCUAAGGAGGCUGCCACCCACCUCCCAGGCCCCAUAAGCCCUCAUCUCAAGGCCUCCUGCCCACCCUGGGAGGCCAUAAAUGUGGUCCCCAUUUCCCUCACCAGCCUGGGCAGCUCUUGGGGCAGCCCUGUUUAGAACCCCCUUCCUCCCCAGGGGGUAAGGCUUCCCCUUGAGCUGGAAGACAGUGGCCUCUGUUUGCUCAGUCAAGUCCCGAAAGGGCCCCCUGAGUCAUUUUAUUUCAUUCCCUAAGGAUUCUGGGUCAAGUGCUUCUGCCAAAGGGAGUGCAAGGCAGCUCCCUCCCUCCAGCAUCCAACAGAAAGGUCCAGAGGAUAUCCCAGGGGGAAGGUUGCUUAGCAACCAUCUGGGGUUCUAGGUC
Canis lupus familiaris (dog) is the source of this 4028-nucleotide messenger RNA. RefSeq names its product USH1 protein network component sans (gene USH1G). The record is from RefSeq and is a predicted model, not a curated record. The transcript has 3 exons. Gene Ontology annotation, biological process: sensory perception of sound; equilibrioception; sensory perception of light stimulus. The coding region runs from base 162 to 1535 and encodes 457 amino acids. Lineage: Eukaryota; Metazoa; Chordata; Mammalia; Carnivora; Canidae. Gene Ontology annotation, molecular function: protein binding.